Molecule: messenger RNA, 2252 nt
Organism: Paramecium sonneborni
Lineage: Eukaryota; Ciliophora; Oligohymenophorea; Peniculida; Parameciidae
Source: the annotation of a GenBank genome assembly
AUGAGUGACUAAGAAAGCGAGACAUAAGAUUAAAGACCUGCAGAAGUUGAAUGGAAAUAGAAAAAAGACAGUUUGGAAUAGAAAGUUAGAGAUGAAAUAAUUAGACUUUCUAAAAUACAUAAUUUUAAAGUAAUGAAAUGAAAUUCAAAUUUUAGGAAAGUGCAGUUUAUAAUAUAGCGAAAAGACAUUACUUUAAGUUUGAAUUAGUUGAAAGAGAUAUCUUAGGAUUAUAAAAUCAGGAUGAUAAUGAUGAUAAUGAUGGAGAUUGGAUAACAAAUGAAUGUGAAAAAUCAAAAUCUCAGAACAAAAACAGAAAAUAUUCCAAAAGGGAUGAAGAUUAAUAAAACAAUAGAAAAUAAAGUGAUCAAUACUAGAAACAGCAAGAAUAACGAAACACAAGAAAUAAUGAAAGGCAAGGGUAACAUCAAAAAUCAUUCAAGUAUAUCAUAAUUUUCCUUAUUUUUAGUUCUUAGUAGAAUUACAAUAACAAAAAUUAUAGAGAAGAUGCAAGAAAUGAUGAUUAUGAUCAAUAACAAAGUCAAUAAAAUUAUAGAAAUGAUAGAGGUUAAUAAAGAUAUUAAAAGAAUACUUAAAAUGAAUCUUGGAAUUAAAGAAGAACAAAUUAAAAUUAAUAUUAUAAUAACAAUAAUAGAAACAAUAAUUAGAGAAGAUAGUAUAGAAAUAAAAAUGAAGACUUUGUGUAAUAACCAUAGUAUAUUUUAAAGGAUUCUUAUUAAGAUUAAUAGAUUCCUUAGUAAUAAUAAAACUAAGUUUAGUUAACAAAAUAAUAAUAGAAAGAAUCUAAAAAUUAGGACAUAUAAGAUUCUCAAAAGGAACAAUAAUAAUAAUAAUAAUAAUAAUAAUAAUAAUAAUAAUAAUAAUAAUAAUAAUAAUAAUAAUAAUAAUAAUAAUAAUAAUAAUAAUAAUAAUAAUAAUAAUAAUAAUAAUAAUAAUAAUAAUAAUAAUAAUAAUAAUAAUAAUAAUAAUAAUAAUAAUAAUAAUAAUAAUAAUAAUAAUAAUAAUAAUAAUAAUAAUAAUAAUAAUAAUAAUAAUAAUAAUAAUAAUAAUAAUAAUAAUAAUAAUAAUAAUAAUAAUAAUAAUAAUAAUAAUAAUAAUAAUAAUAAUAAUAAUAAUAAUAAUAAUAAUAAUAAUAAUAAUAAUAAUAAUAAUAAUAAUAAUAAUAAUAAUAAUAAUAAUAAUAAUAAUAAUAAUAAUAAUAAUAAUAAUAAUAAUAAUAAUAAUAAUAAUAAUAAUAAUAAUAAUAAUAAUAAUAAUAAUAAUAAUAAUAAUAAUAAUAAUAAUAAUAAUAAUAAUAAUAAUAAUAAUAAUAAUAAUAAUAAUAAUAAUAAUAAUAAUAAUAAUAAUAAUAAUAAUAAUAAUAAUAAUAAUAAUAAUAAUAAUAAUAAUAAUAAUAAUAAUAAUAAUAAUAAUAAUAAUAAUAAUAAUAAUAAUAAUAAUAAUAAUAAUAAUAAUAAUAAUAAUAAUAAUAAUAAUAACAAUAAUAAUAAUAAUAAUAAUAAUAAUAAUAACAAUAAUAACAAUAAUAACAACAACAAUAACAAUAAUAACAACAACAACAAUAAUAAUCAAAAUAAAAUACAUAGCAUUAAACCUAAUAACCGUAGUAAUAAUAGAAAAUAUAGUAGAAUAAUUAAUAAGCAAUACCAAAUCAAACUAGUAAAUAGCAAACAUAAAAUUAAGCUGAUCAAACUGUAAAAGCUUAAUAAUAACCAGUAGUAUUAUAAAAAUAAUAAGAUAUUCAUUAAUAAUAACAUUAAGUUCCUCAUUAAGUAAAUCAACAAGUUUAAUAAUAAACUAUCAUUCAAAAUGCACCUAUUUCGUAAUCUUAAGUCAAUUAACCCUAAAUAUAACAUUAACAUAUUAAUCAAUCAUAAUCUUAAGGCUAAACUUAAUCACAAAAUAAUGAGGUGCCCUUAUAAGCUUAUAAUUAGCAAUAAGAAUAAAUGAAAUUUUAUGGAGAAGGACCUUAAGAGCUUAGAAAUUAAGCAAUCGCUUAGUAGUAAAGAUAAUAAAAGCCAAUGUCCUAGGUUCCUUUAUUAGCAUAAUUCUUAAUUUAUCCAAAUAACUGUACUUCAUCUACAAACCUAUUCCCCUUAACGAUGGUAUAGAAUAAAUAAUAUAAAUUAGUAAAAUUUAAAUAAUGCUUUUGAAUAAUUACGAGCGAUUGCAUUGACUUAUGAAUAAAAGUAAUAGUAAUAGUGAGAUAUUUCUUACAUUUUUAAACAAUACAG